AUGUCUUCUUGUUCGGGGGAUGAUGGUUUGCCUGCGAAUUAUCAAUGGUUUUCGAAUCAGAUUGCGGGACAUCAUCCAUCGGUUAUCAAGAAUGGGAAGAGAGAAAUUGGUAAUUUUGAGGGACCCUUAGAAUUUGAGAGGGGGGGGCUAUGACGUGGCAAAAAAACGAUUUGAAUCGGAAAUAUUUUUGAGAAAAUUGAAAUACUGGAAGUUUGCAGGGAUUUUUUGGGGCGAAAAUUCUGAAUUUCAAAUUUUCAAAAAUAUUUUGACACGUGGAUUUUUGGCACCAAACUUUGAUUUUUCGAAAAUUCAAAAAAUUUAGCCACGUGGAAAAUUGAAUUUUGAAUUUUCGAGAAAAAAUUUAGCCGCGUGGAUUUUUAGGCUGAAAAAUUUGAUUUUUAAAAUUUAUGAAAUUUUUCGAAAUUUCAAAAAAUUGCCACGUGGAUUUUUAGGCGCAAAAAUUCUGUAUUUCAAAUUUUCAAAACUAUUGUGCCACAUGGAUUUUCUGACGCGAAAAUCGAAUUUUCGAAAAAAAAUGCAAAAAUUCAAAUUUUUGCCAUUGAAAAUCCACGUGGCAAUUUUUUGAAGAUUUAAAAUUUUGAAUUUUCGAAAUUCCAAAAAAUUUAGCCACGUGGAAAAUUGAAAUUUCAAAAUUUUCAAAAAAAAAACGCCACGUUGAUUUCCAGGCGCGAAAACUUUGAAUUUUCGAAAUUUCAAAAAAAAUUUUCCACGUGGAAAAUUGAAAUUUCAAAAUUUUCAAAAAAAACGUGGAUUUUCAGGCUUUAGAACUUGAAUUUUCGAAAUUAAAAAAAAUGCUACGUGGAUUUUUAAGCGCUAAAAUUUGAAUUUUUCAAUUUUUAAAACUAUUUGCCACAUGGACUUUCAGAAAGUUCUAAAAUUCAAAAUUCCACCCGAACCUCCAGGUUUCAAAUUUCUUUUCUUUUCUCUCUUUUUCUCCCGAGCCAGCUAUUUGUCCAAAUCUUUGCUCAUUUACAUAAUAAAUGAGCGAUUAGAGGUUGACUUGUUGUUCAAUUGUUUUCACAGCAGCCGUUAUUUGUUCAGCUGACGGGCGAUCUCGCACCUUUAUUUAUCCCCAGAAAAAUUCAAAAUUCAAAAUUUCCAGGCCUGCUUCAAAUCUCGGGAACUUCGGAAUGUCUCAAACCGAAACAGGAUGCGAGUCGUGGAGAGAAAGAGGUAUUUUACACGGUGUUUUAUACAGGGUGACGUGUUUGGUCUCAAAAUUUGAAAAGGUUUUGUUGUAGUUCUCUCGGAGGAUUUUUAAAAGCCCGUGUGAUACAUUUUUCACCUGUAGAAAUAAAUAAGAAAUUGUGGUUACGCAACAUUUAUGCGCUUUUUUGCUGCUGCACCUGUGAACAUGUUUUACGAUGAUUUUUUUACAGGGGGAUCAUGAACAUUUUUUGGGGAGGAGAACACGCAAUACAAAUUAGCGGGGAGGGGAGGGAAUUUCUAGAAUCUGGAUUGUAAAAUUCAGAAUCUGUGGAUUUGAAAAUUGAAAUUUGAAAAAAAAAGAAUAUUUAUGGGGAUUUUCACACUUGAAAUGUGAAAAUUUUCAAAAAAAUUGAAAAAAAAUCAAAUCGUAUUUUUUUGAGUUCAAAAGUGCUUCUCUAGGCGAGACUACUUGGCGAUUAGGCUCUCUAGGCGCUGACUCUUGAAAAUUGUAUUCUCUAGGCGCUGCUCCUUGACAGGGUGGAUCUUAAGAGGCCGCUGCUUGAUAACAAUGUUUUCAAGGCGCGGCUGCUUGCCUGAGUGGAUCUGAAGGCGCCGCUCCUUGCCAUAGUGAAUCUCUAGGCGCAGCUGCUUGUCUGAGCGGAUCUCUAGGGGCUUCUCCUUGACAGGGUAGAUCUCUAGGGGCGGCUCCUUGACAGCGGUAGAUCUCUAGGCUCGGCUGCUAGACAUAUCAGCUAUCAAGGCGCGGCUCCUUGCCAUAGUGGAUCUGAAGGCGCUGCUCCUUGACAGGGUAGAUUCCUAGGAGUAGCUGCUAGACAUAUCAGUUCUCAAGGCGCGACUGCUUGCUAGAGUUGAUCCAAAGGCGCGACUCCUUGCCACAAUGGAUCUCUAGGAGCGGCUACUUGCUGUAGAAGCUCUCAAGAGGCCGCUGCUUAACAACAAUGUUUUCAAGGCGCGACUCCUUGCCAAACUGACCCUCUAGGCGCUGUGCCUUAAAAAUUAAGCUCUCCAGGCUCAGCUAGAUUUCCAGGCUUGUCUAUAGACCCAGAUUUUUCAGAAUUUGAAGUUGAUAGCUUCAAAAGCUGCUGGAACGUUGAAGAUUUCAGAAUCCAGAAGUUCCAAAUCUCAAAAUUCAGCAGAAUCCAAUUUCUAACUUCAUUUUCAACUUAAAACCUCGAAUUUUAUCUCUAAAUUUUCAACAAAUCCUGAAAAAAACAUCCAAAACAGGUUUAAAAAUCAUAAUUUUCUGUCUCAAAAUUUCUGAAUUUUCAAAAAUCCUCCUCACAUCCAAAAACUCGUAAAAAAAAACCUACAGUAACCCUAACUCAUCUCAUAUUUUCUCCAUAUUUACGUAACACUCUCCACUAAUUACCAAAAUAUACGGUUAUCAAAUUCUUCCCACGCUUUCUUUUUUACUAUUUUCUUCUGCUACUACUGCUGUUGCAUACAUAUUUAAUUAAUUAUAAUUAAUUAACUGCAAUGAUUUUAUGACACUCAUAAAAUAUUGUGUAUUCGAGAACAUUUAGGGGGGUACUGUAGGAUACUGUAAUAUUCUAGGAUACUGUACUAUUAGGAUACUGUACUAUUACUAGGAUACUGUACUGUAUUGUACUAGGAUACUGUACUAUUACUAGGAUACUGUAAUAUUACUAGGAUACUGUACUAUUACUAGGAUACUGUACUAUUACUAGGAUACUGUACUAUUACUAGGAUACUGUACUAUUACUAGGAUACUGUACUGUACUGUAGGAUACUGUACUAUUACUAGGAUACUGUACUAUUACAAGGAUACUGUAAUAUUACUAGGAUACUGUACUAGGAUACUGUACUACUGUAGGAUACUGUACUAUUACUAGGGUACUGUACUAGGAUACUGUACUAUUACUAGGAUACUGUACUGUACUAGGAUACUGUACUAGGAUACUGUACUAUUACUAGGACACUGUACUAUUACUAAGAUACUGUACUAUUACUAGGAUACUGAACUAUUACUAGGAUACUGUACUAUUACUAGUAUACUGUACUAGGAUACUGUACUGUACUGUAGGAUACUGUACUAUUACUAGGAUACUGUACUAUUACUAGGAUAUUGUACUAUUACUAGGAUACUGUACUAGGAUACUGUACUGUACUAGGAUACUGUACUAGGAUACUGCACUAUUACUAGGAUACUGUACUAUUACUAGGAUACUGUACAAAAAGUACUGUAGGUUACGGUAGAUAGAUAUUACGGUAGCCAACGACCUUGUUUGUUUUCGAUUCUUCUUCAUUCUGAGGUGACAUGUCAGUCAUAAGUAUAUAAUAUCCGGAAUUGCGCAAUCAAUUGCAACAACUUUUUUUGGAGACUCAUCACAGAAGAUGAUGCUACCUUUUCUUGUUAAUCUGACAAGGGAAAUGGGGAAUUUUUUUCACGGGACCCUAUUUUUGACUGGAAAAAAUUUCUGGAAUUUUGAGCUCAAAAUACUUACAAGAAAAAAUGCACCAACUUUUCAAAAAAAUUCUGAAAAAUUGUCCAAAAAAUUGAUUUUUUCUCCCUAGAUUUCGAUUUUUUUCCGGAAAAAUACGUGGUUUAAAUUUUCAAAAUUCAAAAAUCUACACUUUUCAUUUUUUCAGUGCCUACCUAAAUUAAGAAGUUAGCCUAAUUUAAAAAAAAACAGUACUCGUAGCUAAUUGUCAAGGAGCCACGCCUAGAGAGCCCAAAUGCCAAGCAGCCGCGCCUAGAGAGCUCCUAUGUGAAGUAGCCGCGCCUUGGGAGCUUCUAUGGCAAGGACCAGCGCCUUGAGAGCCGAAAUGCCAAGCAGCCGCGCCUAGAGAGCUCCUAUGGCAAGUAGUCGCGCCUAGAGAUCCUAGUUGUCAAGGAGCCGCGCCUUGAGAGCUUCUAUGGCACGUAGCCGCGCCUAGAGAACAACUAUGACUAGGAGCCGCGCCUUGAGAGCUCAUGUGUCAAGUAGCCGCGCUUAGAGAUUCACUCUGUCAAGCAGCCGCGCCUAGAAAAAUCAAUUUUCAAGGAAUCGUGUCUAGAACUUUUUCCAAUCAAAUUUUCACCUAGAAAUUUCCAGACCUUCUCAAAAUCUCUAAUGAUAGCAUCCUAAAAAUGUUGUUGUAUAUCCGCGUCAAGUACUAUAAUAUUGUGCUUCCUCUUACGCAACAAUUUCCACAGAAGAUCUUGACAAGUUUCCAGGUAGCCAUCUACAAACUUAUGUCCUCCAAUAAUGACGAAUUACGCAACUACUCUUCGGAAAUCAGGUAUACAUUUAUUCAUUCAACCAAGAAACUUUCGAAUCUUAUCUGAUUUUCAGCAGCGAAUUCUCCACCUGCGAACCUUCAGAUGUUCAACAACUUCGAAAUUUGUGUCCGCGAUUUUUCGGAAUUCGAAAAUUGUUUGUGGACGGUCAAGGUAAUCAGAAAAAGAGAUGAACCUCAUAAAUUCGCCUAAUUGUGUGGCCAGAUGUUUUUUGAAAACGAAAUUCACUUUCGAUUCUUUAAAUGGUCUUCCGAUUAUCAUAGCCUGGACGAUUUCAAAAAAAAAAAAAUAAAAUCUAUCAUUUUAAAGGGACAGACACCAAAUAAAAUGAAAUGAAAUACAAUGAAUGAAUAAUUAAUCGCGUGUCGCGAAGAAUUUUAUGACGUGUUUUAUGGGCUUUUUGGCAUGUCGAGAGUUUUUUAGUAGAAUUGAAUUGGAUUUAAUGAAAAUAGGGAUUAGAGAUUUGAAUUUCGCAAAGAGAACGAACAAAAUUUGAAAAAAACACUACAAAUUUUGAAAGCGCGCGCGAAAAAUGCAAUUUUUAUCAAUGGGGCGCACUUCCAUUUCUACUUUUAUUUUCUUGUUUUUUUGUUUUUCGAAAAAAAUCAAAUUCGCCCAUUUUUUGUUGUUUUUUCAUUAAAUAACAUGAUUUCAGGCGAACAACACGGGAUUUCGAGUGAAAUGUAAGUAAUAUUAUGAAAAUCUGAAAGUUUCAGCUUUUCCUAAACUCAAAACCUUUGAAUUUUUGAGGGAAAAGCUGGAAAUUCAGCAAAAGCCUAGGUUUCAGGUGUGAAAUUUAAAAAAAAGCUCAGAUUUCAAGCUCACAAGGGAAGCAAAUCUGAAAUUUUGAUGAAACAUAUUGAAAUAUACCAAAUCGAACAUGCUGAUCACGAUUCUGAAGUCAGAAAUUGCCAAAAUAAGUUCUCACAGGGAUUUGUGGCAAUUUUUGACUUCGGAAUCGUGAUCAGCAUGGUUGAUUUGGUCGAUUUCGAUAUGUUUCAUCAAAAUUUCAGAUUUACUCCCCUUGUGAGGGUUUUCAUCUUGAAAUCCAAGCUUUUUCUCAAAUUUCACACCUGAAAUCUAGGCUUUUGCUGAAUUUCCAGCUUUUCCCUCAAAAAUUCAAAGGUUUCGAGUUCAGGAAAAGCUGAAACUUUCAGAUUUUCAUAAUAUUUCCCCAAAAUACUUACAUUUCACUCGAAAUCCCGUGUCCAAUCUUCGAUUUUUGUGUUUUUCGCCUGAAAUUAUGUUAUUUCAUGAAAAAACAACAAAAAAUAGGCGAAUGAACAAUUUUCGAAAAACAAAAACAAGAAAAAAUAAAAGUAGAAAUGGAAGUGCGCCCCAUUGAUAAGUAAAAAUUGCAUUUUUCGCGCGCGCUCUCAAAUUUUUUCGUGUUUUUUGUCGAUUUCCCAACCAAAUACACACACACCUCGGGUACGUAUACGUAAAGUCUCCAUAACGUACACUUUUUGAUUCUCGCACACGUGUACGUUAAGUACACCUGAGAUGUCCAUAUGGAGACUCUCACGUGUACGUAACGGACAAAAUUACGGACAUAAAAAGUGUACUUUUGAAAUUUCAGAAUUUAUUUUUCAGAUUGAUAAUGUGAAUCUAUUUCAGUUAUAGAUCAGUUCAAAAUUGACUGCAAUUCAAUAUUGCUUAGAAAAAACUUCCAUUCCUCUGCGUUUUUUAGCGAAACACGCUUGGGGGAAGGGAAGGCGCUCUGUCUACUUAUAUAAUUCUAGCGACCGACACCUCGCGUGCUGCGCGCUGCGACCGACACCUCGCGUGCUGCGCGCUUUUCCGUGGGAAGUGGGCGGGGCUUAUCUUUUUUUCUGGAUUUCGCGUUUUUCUUGCAAUUUUUGAGUUUUGUUUGCAAAUAAAAACGUGAUAAAAUAUGAAAAUGACUGAAAAUAGAUGGGAUAUCAGUCCAGGAAUGAAACUUAGACCUAAUGUCGAGCAAAUUUUUCUUUUUGAGUGGAAAAUGAAGACAAAAAUGGCCAAAUUUGUAUAGAAACAAUUAACUAGGAAAGAAAAAGUACUGAAAUUAUGAAAGAACUUAUCUAUAAGACGUAGGAUGGAAAAUUUAUAAAAAUGAAAAUGUAUUUUUUAUAGGUUACAAAAAAUGUACUCAACGUAUACUUUAUGGAGAUGAAAAAGUGUACGUUAUGGAAAUAAUACAUCUCCGUUACGUGUACUUUUCAAAAAGUCUUUCCGAUUAUCGAACUGAGUUUUUGAUUCAUUCUUUGACAUCACAAACAUUGAGAAAACAACGAAAAUUAAGUUUUUCGAAAAACCUCCAAUGAUUUAUCAAUUUUUGCCAAGUCUACUUUACGGAUGAAAAAUAUACACGUUACGUCCACUUUUCCAAAAUUUCAACUUUCACCAUAAAUUUAUUCGAAAUGGUCUCGAAACCUCGCGAAAAGUUGUUAAACUAACUCCCAAGCUCAUAAGGGACAGAUUUAGUCCAAAAAACAGUCAAAAUCUUCCAUGAAAUUUUACACGUUUUGUAUCCGUUGAAAACACGUAUACGUUAUGGACAAAAAAAAGUAUACGUUAUGGAUAAAGUAUCCCUAACGUAUACCUAAGGUAUACGUAGCCUAGGUGUGUGUGUACAUGUUUCAAUGCUUUACAGAUCGCGAAUUUCUAAUCCUCGAAGAUGUCACUGCAAACUACAAUCUUCCAGCGAUUCUCGACUUGAAAAUGGGCCGAAAAACGUAUGAUCCACUGGCGAGUCGCGAGAAAAUCGACAAAGAAUCGAUCAAAUAUCCGCCACAGGCGAAAAUUGGCUGUCGAUUGUUGGGAUAUCGUGUAAGUUUUGUGUAUUUCUCUCGGACUAAAAUUAAAAAUUCAAAAAAUUCCCGCUCGUUCGUUCCAUCUGUGAGCAUUUGUUGUGUCUUGACACCGGCACAAAGGCGGAUUAUAGUGCGCGAGAAAUUAAGAAGGCAAGCAGGCGGGGGCAAUUAAGAUGACACCACAUGGUGACACUUGACUGUACUUAUUAGGUGACAGUGAGAAAAAACGGGUAUCGCUAUUUGAAUUUUUAAUUACACUUGGAUGAGCUUGAGAUUAUCGGAUCUGGCGAGGGGUUUUCUGGAAACUGGAUGUGAACCUAGAUUCUAGAAUUCUGAAAAUCGGAUUUUUGGCUUAGAAAACUAGAAAUUGCAAGGAUCAGCGCCUAGAGAGCCUAGUUUUCAAGCAACCUCGCCUAGAGAGCCAUUUCUGAACUCUAAAAACUAGAAUUUGGUUAUCGGUGUGAUUUUGAAGCUUUUUUUCAUGAAAUUUAUGAUUUUUGAAAAAUCAAACACUUUUUCUAAGUCAAUUUUCGCGCUGAAAACUCUGGAAUCACUCAUUUUAGAGACUUGCAGCAUUUUCAGCGUGAAAAAUAUCAGAAGCCUUGAAACUCCCAAAUUAUUCAAACUUUUUCCGUUUGGCGGCAACAUCAAAACGCCGCCAGUAUAUCGUAUAAGUGGUUUAGGGUUUUAGUGUUCCACCCAAUAGGUCAUAUCAUCACAACGUGUUGUUAUAUGAUAUCCCCAACUCGCACAUUUCUGUUUGAUAUUAUGUAAUUUGAUACAGGUAGACUAAGAAAAGGCGUUUUUUCUCUGUUGUAAAAAAAAAAGAGAUUAACAGAUGUGAAGGACGUUCGGAACAUCAGAAAAAAGAGGAAAAACUAACAAUGAUCUAAUAAAAAUUUAAAAUGAGCUCAAGUGUUUUUGUAGAUUCAUUCAUCUGAUAAAACGGUCAAAGUUCGCGACAAAGACUGGGGAAAAUCGUUCGAUGAGAAUACCAUUCAAAAUGGUGAGUUUUAAUUGAAAAAUACACUGUGUAUUUUGAAAAAGGGGUUGCAGACAGGAUUUUUUUGAAGAUUUUCAGAAGUUAAAGCUUACAAUCAGAAAAUUGAUUUCAAUCGCCCAAUUAUGGGAACUUUUCUCAAUAUCGAAUCAAAAAUCAAAAAGUUGUUUGAAAUUUCUCAAAUAGUUACUAAUUCCUCAGAAGCUCAAGGAAUUCCUGAUCAAAAAAUUUUAAGCCGAAAUCAGUGCUGAAAUUCAAAAUUGAAUUUUUUAAGCCUAUAAAGCAAUUGAAAAGCUUUUCGAAAAUCCCAGAAAUUUAAAAUUCAGCAAUUUUUCAAAAUUUUCACUAAUUUGAUAUUUCGAAAUAUUGAAGCAUAUUUAAAACUAAAUAAUUAAAAAUUAAAGAAACUUGAAAAUAUUUUUUUUUAAUUUCUUUUUCGAAAAGUCUUGAAAAGUUCAAUUUAUAAAAAUUCCACUUUUUUGAUAAUUUCUAGAUCAAAGUUUUAAAACACCGUGAUUCUAGAAAAUUUCAAGAAUUAUUUUAAUUUGAAAAAUCUAGAAGUUUUCAACCCACUGAUCACGAUCCCUUUGUCAAAAAAACUGCAAAAAUCAACUCCUAAUAUGAGUUAUGACGUGGCAAAAUUGGAAAAUUUUGAAAAAUCGGGACUUCACGAUUCGGCCGAAUUUUUGAGUUUUCAAAAUUAAAAAUUAAUUGUACGCUAAAUUUUUCCAGCAUGUGAAUUUUUCAGUUUUUUACAUCUGAAAAACUGAAUUUUUGUUUCAAAAUCGUACUUCGGUCGUCACAAAAGCUUCGAAGUACAAUUUUGAAAGAAAAAAUCUGAAUUUCAGUUCUUCAGAUGUCAAAAACCGAAAAAUUCACCUACUGGAAAAAUUUAGCGUUCAAAAUUUUUAAUUUUGAAAACCCAAGAAUUCCUGAAGUCCCGAUUUUUCGAAAUUCUCAAACUUUGCCACGUCAUAACUCAGGUUAGACGUGGAUUUUUGUAGUUUUCGAAAAAUUCUCAGACAAAACCAUGUUUUGCAGGUUUGGCCGAAUUCUUCUCAGCUCGCGGCCCAGAUUCCCGCUCUACAGUAAUCCGCGAAGCUCUAAAUUCCCUCAAAUCAAUUCGACAAUUUUUCGAAACCCAAAAAUCCUUCCAAUUUUUCGCCUCCUCACUUUUAUUCGUCUAUGAAGCCCGAGAAAAUCUUCCGACAAAUUUGCGAAUUGUAAUGAUCGGUGGGGGAAUUUUUUUCAAGAUUUUUGAAAUUUUUGAAAAAAAAAUUUCAGAUUUUUCCCACGCUUUCAAUUCAAAUGGCGAAAGAGAUGAGGGAUAUUUAUUCGGCGUUGAAAAUCUUCAAAAAUUCCUGGAAAAUUUACUUUAA
This is a messenger RNA of Caenorhabditis angaria, 9603 nucleotides long. Lineage: Eukaryota; Metazoa; Nematoda; Chromadorea; Rhabditida; Rhabditidae. The record is from the annotation of a GenBank genome assembly.